AUGUUUCCUGAAAUUACACUUCAUGUCAUUGGUGAUUUGUGCCCAGGUAUAACCACUGUACAAAUUGAUAAUUUAGCUGCUGAAACAGCUGCUUAUUUAACAACUAAACAUCCAGAUUUUGCUGUACUUGCUGCACGUAUUGCAAUUUCUAAUCUUUAUAAAGAAACUAAAGAAAACUUCAGUGAUGUUAUUUAUGAUUUGUAUAACAUGCCCAAUGAACAAAACCAAAGUCGUAUGCCAAUAAUUUCUGAUUUUCAUUAUAAUAUUGUCAUGAAACAUGCUGAUCGUUUAAAUAAUGCUAUUAAACAUGAUAGAGAUUAUACCUACAGUUAUUUUGGAUUUAAGACACUUGAAAAGUCAUAUUUAUUAAAAAUUAAUGGAAAAGUUGUAGAACGUCCUCAACAUUUGUUAAUGAGGGUUUCAAUUGGAAUUCAUGGUGAAGAUAUUGACGCAGCUAUAGAAACUUAUGAUUUAAUGUCUUCUAAGUAUUUUACUCAUGCUUCACCAACAAUGUUCAAUGCUUCUACUCCUAGACCUCAACUUUCAAGUUGUUUUUUGGUGGCUAAUAAAUCAGAUUCAUUGGAAGAUUUUGGUAAAACAGUUAAAACAUGUGCCAAAAUUUCUCAAUCUGCUGGUGGUAUUGGUGUACAUCUCCACAAUGUUAGUGCUGCUGGUACAGCAUGGACAAAGUAUCCGAAACAUAAAUCACACGGUCUUGUUGAACCAUUGAAAGUUCUUAAUGAUUUGGCUCAAUAUAUUGAUCAAGGUGGAAGGAGACCAGGGGCAGUUGCUGUUUACAUUGAGCCUUGGCAUGCUGAUAUAUAUACUUAUACAGAGUUACGUAAAAAUACUGGCAAUAAAGAAGAAAAAACUAGAGAUUUAUUUUUAGCUCUUUGGAUACCUGAUGAAUUUAUGAGACGUGUUGAGGCUGAUCAAUCUUGGAGCUUAAUGUGUCCACGUAAAUGUCCCGGACUUUCAGAUGUCUGGGGUGAUGAUUUUGUAAAACUUUACAAAAAGUAUGACUAG
Diuraphis noxia (Russian wheat aphid) is the source of this 1026-nucleotide messenger RNA. Its product is annotated as ribonucleoside-diphosphate reductase large subunit-like. Gene Ontology annotation, cellular component: ribonucleoside-diphosphate reductase complex. Gene Ontology annotation, biological process: deoxyribonucleotide biosynthetic process. Lineage: Eukaryota; Metazoa; Arthropoda; Insecta; Hemiptera; Aphididae. Gene Ontology annotation, molecular function: ribonucleoside-diphosphate reductase activity, thioredoxin disulfide as acceptor; ATP binding. The record is from RefSeq and is a predicted model, not a curated record.